GCCCCGAACCUCGCAGUGUCCGCCUUGUGAGCGGCGGCGGGGUCGCUCCGUGGAAGAAAAAGAAUUUCUGCUUCACCUGUCAAGUUUGCGAGCAUCCCCCAUUGUCCAUCUCUCCUGGACCAGAGGCUCCCCCUUCUGUUCAUGUGUUUCCAUGGAGCCUCCUGCUGAUCCCCAGGAAUUACAGAAGCUACAGACGAUGGUGACACGCCAUCUGACACACUGUCCCCAGGAUGCAAUUACCUUCCACGAUGUGGCCGUGAUCUUUUCCCCGGAGGAGUGGAUGUGCCUGGACGCCGAUAAGAGAAAGCUGUACCGAGACGUGAUGCUGGAGACCUACCAGCACCUGCGGGCCGUUGGGCAUUCAGGGAUGAAGCCUGAUGUGAUCUCUUGGCUGGAAGGAGGAACCCUGAGGCUGGGGAGGAGAGGCGUGUGUGCAGAACUCAAGCUGCAGCUUCAGGAUUUGGCAUUGCAGCAAUUUGAUUUGGGAACGGAGUCUCUGAAUAGGAGUGACCUGGGAAGCAGCCAGCCCAGGUGGAAUGUCUCUGAUCCUGCACUCUGUGACAAAGUCUCGAGUGAGCAGUCCUGCCCUCAUCCCCAUGAGGAUGCCAAGACAGGUGGUAUAUCUUCUGAGGGUGAUCAGAAUGGAAAGAGUGACGUCACUCUGAAGAAGCCCUCCCCCGGGAAAUGCUCCUCACAAUCUGUUGUCCUCAGUUUUAGGACACAAACUCCCUCAGCAGGGCAGCCCCUGGAUUGUGAAAAAGGAGUACCAUUUAUAGUGAGUCAGUCAUGCAAACAUGCCCACAAGCAAAGGCACCAUGGACUGAACCCAUCCAAGAGUAACCAUUGUGGGGGAGCCUUCCCAUGUUCUCGGCAUCUUGAUCUUCCCUUAGAAAAUCACAGUGUUCAGGAUCCCCAGGAUUGUCCACAGCGAGGACAAAAGUUCAGUCAGGCGACUUCGUGGUAUGAUAGUCCAAAGAAACACACUGGGGUGAAACUGUCUAUGUGUAAGGACUGUGGAAAGGCCUUUAGUUGCUACUCAAACCUUUCUCGUCACAGGAAAAGUCAUUCUGGAGAGAAACCAUAUUCAUGUCAGGACUGUGGGAAGGUCUUUGCUUAUUACUCAAGCCUUUGUACGCACAAGAAACAUCACACUGGAGAGAAACUGUAUCUCUGUAAGGAAUGCGGGAAGGCGUUUGCUUAUUCCUCAAGCCUUUUGAAUCAUAGAAGAAUUCAUACUGGAGAGAAGCCUUGUGUAUGUCAGGAAUGUGGGAAGGCCUUUAGCACAUCUUCAGGACUUACUGUUCAUAGGAGAAUUCACACUGGAGAGAAACCUCAUAAAUGUAAGGCUUGUGGAAAGGCCUUCACUCAUCGGUCAGUUCUUACUGAGCAUUUGAAAACUCAUACUGGAGAGAAGCCUUAUGCAUGUCAAGAGUGUGGGAAGGCCUUUAGCACAUCCUCAAAACUUACUUUACACAGGAGAGUUCACACUGGAGAGAAACCAUAUACAUGUAAGGAAUGUGGAAAGGCCUUCAGUAGCACCUCCAGCCUUCAUCAGCAUAGGAGUUUUCAUACUAGAGAGAAACUUUUUGCAUGUGAGGAAUGUGGGAAGACAUAUUUUCAUUCCUCAAACCUUUGUAGUCAUAAGAAAACACACGCUAGAGAGAAACCUUAUAUUUGUCCGGAUUGUGGGAAGGCCUUCUCUGUAAUUUGGUACCUUACUAAGCACAGAAAAAUUCAUAGUAAAGAAAAACCUCAUAAAUGUCACACAUGUGGAAAGGCCUUCAGUCUGUCUUCAGGCCUUAGAAUUCAUAUGAAAAUGCACACUCAAGAGAAAUCUGUAUGUUAAGUAUGUGGGCAGGCCUUCCUAUUUCCCUCAAGGCUUAGAAGACAUAGUAAAAUUCACGUUAGAUGACUUGAUCCCCUAAUAACAGUCCCUAAAGUCGAAACAGGCCCCCUGAGUAAAACAAGUAUCCUUUGUCCAAGGUUGAUCAGGGGUGCUACAAAAGUGCAGCUAAAAAGGAAAUAAUCCUAGUAUGUGACAAGCUUCUCAUGCCGGUAUCAUCACGGAAAGGCACUUGGUGAUUAUCACCCUGACUGCAGCCAUACCAGUGUCCUGCCAUUUGGACAACAUGUCUGUGUUAACUUGUAAAUAAUGGGUCUUGGUUAUGGAACCCAGGAGGAAGGUGAUGACAUAAACAGCUGUACCAUGUCAUUCUUUGCUCUCUCUCUGACUUGGCUCAGAGGCCCUGGUUAAUAGGAAUUUAUGGCAGAGAUCAAACACAAUGCUUCAGUGAAUCCUUUGAAGUUGGAAAAACAUGCACACCUUCAUUUUUCAGGCUUUCCUGUGUUAUGUUUUGGGGGAGCCACACCUUGCUGUGCUCAGACUUUACACUGACUGAGCUCAGGAAUUCAUACCUGAGAGGCAUGGAACAAGGGAUACUGGGCUUAGAAUCCAGGUCAGCCUUGUGCAAGCAAAUGCUUUAUGGGCUGUAUCAUUUUUGCACUUUUUUUUUCUUUUUGGGUCACACCGGGCGAUGCACAGGGAUUACUCCUGGCUGUACACUCAUGAAUUACUCCUGGCGAUGCUCAGGGGACCAUAUGGGAUGCUGGGAAUUGAACCCGGGUUGGCCAUGUGCAAGGCAAACGCUCUACUCGCUGUGCUAUUGCUCCAGCCCCAUUUUUGCACUUCUUACAUUCAUAUUUUCUUAGAAAAUAUGAAGAAAAAUAUUCUAGAAAAAUAUCAUUCUAUGCAAAUGGCCCUGGCAAGGUUCUUUAAUAGGGUCGUUGGAGGCAGUUUAAAUGAAUUUUGCUGUUUGUAGAAAGAUAUUUGCAGUUUCUUGUAAAAGAAGAAAGUGGCUCUAGGAAUUAAAUGUUUUACAAAUGUUGGGAACCUGGGAGGGCCCCCAAGCUCCUGCCAUUUCAGCAGGUUGUGAUUCUUUACAAUAAAGGUGAUCACAUUCCUGGA
Molecule: messenger RNA, 2965 nt
Organism: Sorex araneus (European shrew)
Lineage: Eukaryota; Metazoa; Chordata; Mammalia; Eulipotyphla; Soricidae
Product: zinc finger protein 383-like
Exons: 7
Coding region: 152-1846 (564 amino acids)
Biological process (GO): negative regulation of transcription by RNA polymerase II
Molecular function (GO): DNA-binding transcription repressor activity, RNA polymerase II-specific
Source: RefSeq, a predicted model, not a curated record